AUGGAUCAGUGUGCGUCCAGGGUGCUGCCGAUCAUCGACGAGGGGUCGGAGUCGGAGUCGGAGACGGGGUCGGCGGAGGGUGUGGCGCCGGAGACGACGACGAGGAAGGCCGCGGCGGCGAGGGCCAUAGCCGAGCGCAGGAAGGCGAUCGUGGCCAGGAUGAGGGAGCUGCUCCGGCGCGCCGUCGUGCAGUCGUCGUCGGCGGCAGCGACUCAGUCCAAGCUGCGCUCCUCCACCGUGGCCACCGCCAAGAAAUGGAAGAGGGUGGUGACCUUCAAGAGUAGAGAUCGCCGGCGUUCGGUCGUCCACGGCGGCGGCCUCGACGGCAUGAGCUCCGCGUCGUCGGUGUCCAGCGCCAGCAGGAACAGCCUGAGCAGCCGGGACGCCACAUUCCCGCGCUCCCCUCCGCCGCCGUUCGCCGCCGCCAACAAGAUAUGCUUCGAAGAAAUCAUGGCGAUGGAGCAUGAGGCUCACUGGAUCACCACGGAUUCCGACUUCGUCGUGCUGGAGCUCUAG
Triticum aestivum (bread wheat) is the source of this 516-nucleotide messenger RNA. RefSeq lists its product as uncharacterized. The coding region runs from base 1 to 516 and encodes 171 amino acids. The record is from RefSeq and is a predicted model, not a curated record. The transcript is spliced from 3 exons. Lineage: Eukaryota; Viridiplantae; Streptophyta; Magnoliopsida; Poales; Poaceae.